UAUCAUAGAAAUUGCAUAUUAUGUACUUUUAAAUCUUUACUUUACAUAUUUCGAGAAUAAAGAAAGAAAAAUAUUAAUUUAUCUUGAUUUUAAAUUUCAAAACUUUUCAAUAAUGGAAAAUACUUCAGAAAAAAUCGUUGAAGCGAGUAAAAGCAGUACUGAUAAAAAAUAUCGAUUGCAAGCAGCGGCUUUUUUAGGAACGGUAGCUUCCAUAUCAGCUUUAAUAGGUUUUUCGAAAACACUAGCCAGUGCUAAAAAAGAUGAACAUAAGCUUAUAGAAAAAGGAGGUGUCGAGGCUGUUAAACUUUUAGAAGGAGGUACAGCAUUAGCUAGUAGAGCCUUAGCAUGGGGUACUUUAUAUGCGUUUUUGGGAGUAGGUACAUUUUGUUUUGGCGUUUGGAAGUUAUCAGGAGCUAAAAAUUUUGAAGAGUUUAGAUAUAAAGUUGGAGCAGGUUUACCUAGAUUAACAAAAGAGGGACCACCAACUAGUCGAACAGAAUUCGAAGGACUCACUGAUUUGAUGUUAUAUUUAGAAAAAUGGGGUAAAUAAAUGCCAAGAU
Molecule: messenger RNA, 560 nt
Organism: Condylostylus longicornis
Lineage: Eukaryota; Metazoa; Arthropoda; Insecta; Diptera; Dolichopodidae
Product: transmembrane protein 242
Exons: 3
Coding region: 113-550 (145 amino acids)
Source: RefSeq, a predicted model, not a curated record